Schistosoma bovis is the source of this 6681-nucleotide messenger RNA. The record is from the annotation of a GenBank genome assembly. Lineage: Eukaryota; Metazoa; Platyhelminthes; Trematoda; Strigeidida; Schistosomatidae.
ACUGGAAUAACAAAAUAAAGAGCAGUAAUUAGAUAUGUGCGUUACCUUUUCUUGAUGGGUUGUUUUUCAACUCUUGCUGGUAGUUCUAUGCUAAUAUGGCAAAGUGCAGUAUUUCAGGAGAAAAAUUCAUUAACUUUGUGUUCAGCCCUUGCAUCGGGUUGCUUGUUAGUCCUGAUGUUAAUGAACUGUGUCUGCGAGAUAAUCUGACUUUUGAGGAAUUAUUAAGGCCAUUUAGCCAACUGUCUAAAGAUGUAACGUUUAGAGACAACAACAACGUCAUCCAUUCUGUGAAAAACUUACAGCUAAAAUUUUUUGAUGUCAAUUCAUGUCUUUCGCCCAAACACAUAACACAGUCUUGGGUGCGAUACUUCGUUAACAUUUGCUCUACAGAUAAUACUGUCAGGUCUCAGAAGUUUUGUGAUGGGAGUCGGUCUGUAGUCGUUCCAACAUCUCUUCCAUGGUUUGAAGCAUGGCGUUAUCUGUUCAUAACUAAUUUACAGCCAUUUGAACAUGAAUUUAUCAGUCACAAUCUAGCCUGUAUAUUUGUUUUGACAACUGCACAUCCUGAUCCGAUUCGGGGUUUUACUGAACUAACUCAGAGCCAGUCCAAUCAACAACAUCAUCUUCCAGGAAGUCGUCCGUUUUGGUUUACAGAAAAUGUGCUUAAAUUUUAUGUAUUAUUACAUGAUGGUUCGUCGAAUAUCAAACAAAGCUGUGUUGACGAGUUAUUCAGCCAAGUGAAAACUACGUUUGGCGCUCUCAAUUGUCAUUUGUUAACCAUCUUCACUUCAUCGUCUGGAAGUGAAAAUUUAAGUAAUAACAUUUGCGUACCAAAUCACUUAUUAUUUAACAACCAUUAUCAAGCUAAUGGAAUAAUCAAUCAACCGAACACGCCAUCUACUAUCGUCCAUGCAUCAGAAAAUGAACCGCAUUCCGAUCCUUGGCUGCAUCAUCUGCUACCACAUGGCUAUAAACCCCAGCUAGAUCAUAAAUUAUUUCCACCCAGAGAUGCACCGAUAAAGUCAUGUAAUAAUCAAAUAAUAAAUGGAAACAACGAUCCAUUGACAGUUGAGGACUCCAGGGAAGCGUGUGGUCAAAUAUUUGAUCUUGGUAAAACAUCAUCUCUUGAUACAUGUUGUUUAUCUGCUUCAAGCAUUAGCUCCCAGUCCUCGUAUACAUUUUUACCCAGUCGUUAUAGCCAACCACAUGGACAACAUUUAACACAAGCUGAUCGGGAUCGUAUACACAUGUUUGUUUAUGAUUUCAGUGUACGGGCUCUUCUCCCUUGGGUUGAGAAAACAAUGCGUAGUCUAAACGAUCAGAUUGCGCAUCGAAUGCGUCUUUCGCGUUCUUUCUUUAAUGCCACUAAGAAAUUUUUUACUCAAGCUGUUGGUGGUGGUGGUGGUGGCAGCAACAACACUACAGUUAGUACUUCAAAUAACUUAACAACUUCAAGAAUAUAUCCUAAUCCAUCGCCUGUUGAAACGUCGGCGAACCAUAUAAGUAAUCCGUGUAGCCCAAUAAAUCCUACUAUUGUAAAUAAUUCGAAGGGAGAAUUAUCUUCCAAUACUAUAUUGACUCCUCAAAGUGUUUCAUAUGCAGCCCCAGCCAAUCACUCUACAAUUGUGUAUAGCCAAGAUUCACCUGAAUCUCAAAUGCGUCGUCUAGCUGAUUUAGCAUUUCUGUUUCAGCAAUAUGAAGUAGCCUAUCAGACGUAUAAUGUAUUAAAACGUGAUUUUCAAAAUGAUUCAGCUUGGUUACAUUAUGCUGGAGCUCAGGAAAUGUCUGCCUUAUCUGUUUACCUUCAAGGUGCGACAAGCCAACGUCAGUAUCCAUAUCAUCUCAUGGAUUCAGCUGUAACUACUUACCUUCAAUCUCAUUUAUCACCAGAACUUGCUUUACGAUCAACUCUGUUAAAUUUUGAAGCAUUAUGUAGUCGUGGUCUCUACAAUGAAGCUUCUGUGGCAUUGAUUCGACUAACUUCAGACGAAGAUGAUCUUAUCAGCGGUCUCCUCAUAGAACAAAUAGCUCAUUGUGUUCUAUCACUGAAACGCCCAAUGUUAAGAAAGUUUGCAUUUCGUAUGGCAUUAGCAGCACAUCGAUAUGCUCGGGCCAAACAGCCGCUUUUGGCAAUACGAAGUUACAAAUCAGCUAUGCCAAUUGUUAUGGGUCAUGGAUGGAGUUUAUUAGAGGAUCAUAUAAAUUUCAAUGUCGGUAAACAAGCUUAUCUUACUGGAGAUUUAAAUACAUCUUGUAAAGCUUUAGCAGAAACAUUGAAUUCAUCUAGUAGACAGUCUGCAGAACGUCAAUUGAUAUUUGUUAAAGAAUAUUUAUCAACAUUAACAAAUUUAUUAUCUACUAGAUGUGAUAAAGAGCAAACUUUACCAGAAUUCCCUUUACCAAUUAUUGAUCUUCAUAAUUUUAAAAUCAUCAUUGGUAAACCAUCGCAACAAUAUCAACAACAAGCUGAUAAUUGUAAUCAAGCAAAUUUACAUUCCGAUCUAUUCGUUGAAGCUCGAGGUGUACAGUUUUCGGAUACUGAAGAUGAUGAAAUAGUGAAUGAAGAUAUUGGUGACGAAUUAACACCUUCAUCAUUGUCACAAGUCAUCGAGUGUGAGAAUAUCGAUCCAUUCAAUAAUAUAGAAUUUCAAAAACUCACUAAACACUAUCAUAAUUGGAUGGAGGCCACAGACGUUAGCAGUAGCAGCAGUGAAGAAAGUUUGGUAGACGGUCAUCAUGUUGAUACUUGUUACAGAAACGGUGAUUGUUAUCCUCAUCAUAUGAAUGACAGUAAUGAUGAAUCUAGUUAUCGUGUUACUCAUAAAAAAAGUAUAUCAUCUCAAAGUAUGAUUUGUCAACAACUAGAGUAUAUUCUUUUCCAAACAACAUUACCAACCGAUGAGUCUAAGAAUUCGCAUUACUUCAAACGUGAUAAAAUUAUGUACACACCUCGUUCAAAGUAUAAACGAAUGCCUACAUUUCCUCUUGGUGAACAUUUAACUGUACGAAUAACACUCAUUAAUCCUAUGCGUAUUCCAUUAGUUUUCACUAAUGUUCAUUUAUUAUGGAUAUUUAAGUUGACAAAUUCCAUCACACAGUCAUCAUCUUGUACAGUGAAUACAAUUGAUCCAAAUAUAAUAAAUAAUUCAUCUUCUCACUAUCAUUUAUGUAAUAAUGUCAAUAAUGAUCAAGUAAUUAAUAUAACAAAUGAAAUUACAACUCAUUCCAAUUAUUCUUAUCCUCAUCAUCAACAAGAAAGACAACAUGAAAUGAUCAAUCAAUUUGUUUCUGGUGAAACUAUAAGUGAAUUUAUUAUGUUACCGGGAGAACGAAAAAAUCUUCAACUUAGUAUAAUCGCUAAACAAUUGGGUCAGAUAACUAUAACUGGCCUAGGAUUUGAAUGGAGCUAUCUAUCACCUCAUCAAAAUAGUGUUGAAAAUCACAUUAACACUAAUCAUUAUGUUAUUAAUUCACCAUCUAUUAUUGAAUCUGCGCCAAACUUAUUUUUAUCUACCACAACAUCAAAAUCAUUCAACAACAAUCUGUAUAUUGAUGGUAAAAAUUCAUCAGUUACGGAUUCAAUGUGUACUAAUCUCCCACCUCAUAUUACUACCAAUAGUGACAGUGUUCCAACUUCUAUUAGUGAACGUAAUUCUGUAAAAGGCAAAAUUCUAUUCAAUCAUAAAACGUAUAACAGUGUAAAUGAUAAUUCCAUGAUACGGCUACCGUUGGAUUGGUCAAUUACGCAUCCAGUUCCUUCUUUAAGAGUAUUUUUCAGCUCAUUCCCAAGCCAACUCUAUGAAGGUCAGAUAUGUUCAGUUCAAAUUUCACUAACUAAUAGCGGGUUAAUACCACUGACUAAUUUGCGUAUCGCAUCAAAUUGUCCAGGUUUAUUUGCGUUUGGUUCAAUUCCAUAUGAUCUGUCACCAAAUAAACAUAUUCAAUAUCUUUCAAUUCAGCCAUUAGAGCCAUGGAUUGAUGUUCCUUUUAGUCAGUCUUCUUUAAACAACAGUUACUGUACUGGUAAACAACCUUCUAUACUAAUGCCAGGUACAACUAUUACACAGAAAUUAUGGUUACGUGGUCCAUAUUUAACAUAUCCAUAUUCUCGUAGAAUGCAUCAUAACCCGAAAUCACAUCGUUAUCCUCAGCUCAUUUCAGCUUUACCAUCAUCAUCAUUAUCUAAUCAAAGUAGCUAUGGUAGUAACACUUCCGGUGUUGUAACUUAUGGUGGUCCUCCUACUGUUACUACUACAGUUCCUGUAACUUCUACUAUAAACACCAAUACUGGUCUUUUACAUCAUAUACAGCAGAAAACUGUGCAUAUUGUUUUUCAAUAUGAAUCUAUGAACACUUUAAGAAGUGACCAAAGGCAAAAACCAUUUUCUGGUUGUCGUUAUGUUCGCCAUCGUUCUGAACUUGAACUGAAACCAUCAUUGCAUUUUGAAGCUGUUGCAAAUUGUUUAAAUAUAACCGGCAUCAAUGAUUUGCUGAUUAGUGUACAAAUUAAAAAUGUUGUUAAUUCAACAGUUCCUAUAAAUUUUCAAAUUAUGCAGAUUGCUUGUAUUAGUCGUUAUUGGAGCAUAAAACCUAUUCAAUCAACUUGUAAUAUUGGUGAGUGUAAUAUAGUUUAUUUUUAACAUUUAUUAUUUUGACACUAUUCACUUUAUAGUAUUUUACAAAUACUGUAGUUGAAUAAUUGAAAUAAUCUUUUCAAGUUGAUAGUUUGUUUUGUUUUUUUGCUUUAGUUUUUGAUCAUCUCUAAUCUAACUUUCAUUCUUACAAGUCAUAUUUAAUAAUCUUUCUAAAAAUUAGACAUUCACUUAUAUAGAAAUGGUCGAUCCUUCUAAAAUGUCAUAUGUCUAUUGUGUGUACAUGUAGUCGAUUAAAAAUGCGGUAAAGUGGUUGUAGUUUUGAUAGACUUCUAAUCAGUUUUAAUUAUAAAAAACUUUGUUGAGCGAUUUAAAACAUAAACUUCUUUGGAGUUUUAGCUUAUUUACUGAGUUUACUAAUCGGUACACCAUCUAAAAAUCAAUUUGCUAACUUAGUAAUAUAUUGUAGUGUCGGUUGACAUGUUAAGCCCAUAUAUCUUAUUCUCGUUUUCAGACAAGUCAAUCUAUUCAUUCUAGUUGAGUCACAUUCCAACCUUGUUAUUUAUUCGCUUACCCAUCUUGACUGUUUUUAUAUGAGCGCUUAGAUGUGUGUACAUUCCUUACUGUAUUCAUCACAUGUCUGUAACUUACUUUUGUGUGACUAAAUAUUGAUUAACGCUCGACCAAAUAGAGUUGGCUUACCCACCAUCUCCACUGUGUGUCGUUUCGCUUCUCUCGAUUCUAUUCGCUGCAUAUACAAAAUAUAUGUACUCAAAAGUCCAUUCUCGUUAUUUGACUUAUUUAAUUCCGUUAUUGAUCAACGCCACUAAUGUCGAUGAUUAUAUACCAGGAUAGGCGACAUAUAUAUUUCAAUAACAACUAUUCAUACUACCUACCUGGAAUCAGAUCCCGGACCACUAAAAUAUCACCGGUUCAUGAAGUCAUAAACCAAAUUCUAAUCCUUUCAAGUUUGUUUAACAAAAAGCGUAACUGGUCAUUGGGUAAUAUUAGAUAAUGCCAUUUAAAUUAAUGCAAUCACUCUUCCAUCAGAUCUAGAUGUUUUGCUCUAUCUAUCUAUCUUUGAAAAAAAAAGUAUCUCUAUUUUCUGAUCCUUCGUGAAUGUGAUUUCCAGUUUUAUUUAAUUUACCGCUCAAACAAAAGACAAUUACAAUUAAACAUGUUAUUCAAUUUUUACCAUUUAACUGUCCAUAUAAAUUCGUUUGUCUAACGGAGAUAUUAACAUUGUUCUGUUUAAUCAUACAACUGAUUUUAAAUUGAAUAAAAGCGUUGAAUUUGAUAAGACUUUCAAUCAUUUCUACCUUGUUGUUGUUCACUACACAAUCACAAAUACAAGUUACAGUAUCGAUUGUCUUAUGUAUAGAUCAUCAUCUACUCAGAAAUUGUUGUUUCUUUGUUUUCACUAGUUGGUUGUGUACUUUUUUUUCCUUAAAAUGUUUACAUUUAUUGAUUUAAACUUAAUGACUUUUGUUUCACUCAAUUUCUUAUUCACAUAAAGUUGACUUAUGACAUUAUGAAAAGAUGAAAUCAAUAAAAACAAAUGCACGUUUUACCAUCUCUUCACUCUACAUUUUUAUAGUUACACUUUAAGUAUUUUUGUUAUAUCUUGGAUGUUGAUUUCUUGAUAUACCGCAUAUAACAGAGCACUAGAACACUGAAACUUUUCCAAGUCGCAAUAAGAAGACAGAAGACUGAUGAGAGAAAUAUUAUUCCAAACAGUGUCAAUCGUAGUAUUUAUAGUUUUUAGUAAGAACGAAAUCAUCAUUACAGUCCUCCAAUCCGCAUACAGGGGCUUAUUAGCAUUAUGCGAUCGGGAAGCUACAUGUAGGAAUUCUAGAAUAUUCUUCCGAAAGGUGACUGGAUGGAACGUCUUCGUCUCCUUCUGAGCCUCUUACAGCUUCCUCGAGUUCACUGGUGGUCCGUCGUCACAAUUUUAUACGAAUUCAAUCAUGAAUUUAUUGAAUUAAACGAGAAUAACAAAAAGAAAAAUAAUAUCAAAUCACAUGUAUCUCUCAUGUUAUUUUAUUUUUGAUCAACUUAAAUGUUUGUUUUUUUCAUGAUAACUCUUCAU